GAGUACAUGUACUUCCAAUGACCAAGGGUAAGAGGAAAUGAUAGACGAUUUGCAACAUGAACAAAGGAAAACAGGCCACUCUGUUUCAGAGUUGGGGACAGAAAAAGAAGGAUAUAAGACCAGAUAAUAAAGGCAGAGGUGAUGUUAUUGAUCUUUGUGAGGGUUUGGAUGAAGAUGAUGAUCAGUUAUUGGCAGAGGCUAUGGAGAGAAGUCUGCAUGACUAUAGUGAUGAUGGUGGACACACAGUGAAUGAUGGCCUUGAAGGACCAUCAGAUGUAUGUAACAUAUCAAUUGGAGCUGAGAGCUUCCCAGUAUCAACACAGGGAUUGACACAGAUGAACGUACCACCAGGGUUUGACAGAGUUGCAGGAAAGUUAUGGAUCUAUCCCACCAACUACUCCGUAAGAGAAUACCAAUACAAUAUAGUUGGUAAGGCCUUGCUAAAGAAUACCAUGGUUACACUGCCUACAGGUCUAGGAAAGACAUUUAUAGCUGCCGUUGUGAUGUAUAAUUUUUAUCAAUGGUAUCCCCAAGGAAAAGUUGUCUUUAUGGCUCCAACCAAACCAUUGGUAGCACAACAGAUUGAAGCCUGCUACAAUAUAAUGGGUAUACCACAGGAAGAUACUGCAGAAAUGACAGGCACAAUGGCACCUACAGAGAGGAGAAGAGUAUGGGUGGAAAAGCGAGUAUUCUUUUUGACACCUCAAGUCAUCAUGAAUGAUUUAAGCAGAGGAACUUGUCCUGCUGUAGAUGUUCGGUGUCUAGUGAUUGAUGAAGCUCACAAAGCUACAGGCAACCAUGCUUAUUGUCAGGUUGUCAGAGAAUUGAUUAAGUACACAACAGAAUUCCGUAUAUUGGCUCUAAGUGCAACACCAGGAGGGGAUAUCAAGGCAGUACAACAGGUGCUUGCUAACCUAUUGAUAUCACACAUAGAAUUACGCACAGAAGAAUCCCCCGACAUUAAGCCAUAUUCUCAUGAAAGGAAAGUAGAGAAGAUUGUUGUCCCAUUGGGAGAUGAAUUAACAAGUGUCAAGAAAAAGUAUGUUCAGAUUUUGGAUGUAACAGUGAACAAAUUAAAAAGACAUGGUGUAAUAUACAACAGAGAUACAACUAGUUUUUCAAAGUUCUUAAUUUUAAAAGCAAGGGAAGACUUUAGACAGAAUCCACCGCCCAAUUUACAGAGAAACAACUAUGGUAUGGUAGAAGGAGAUUUUGCUCUAGCUUUAAGUUUGUACCAUGGCUUUGAAUUGCUCCAGUUACAUGGAUCAAGAUCAUUAUUUAACUACCUUGAUGGAAUAUUACAUGGAGACAAAGGUUAUGGUCGCACCAAAACAGAAUUGUUGAGAAAUCAUGACUUUAAUGAUUUAAUGGAUUUGUUAAGAGAAAAGUUUGCACCACCUGACUGCAGGCCAAGUCAGAGCAGUAAAAAGCCCCUUGUAACAGGUCAUCCUAAGAUGGAGAAGUUAGAACAAGUGGUACUUGAUCAUUUCAAUACAUUCAAUUCAGGUGAUGGUGAGACAAGAGUGAUGAUUUUCUCCCAGUAUCGUGACAGUGUAUCAGAAAUCACUAAUAUAUUAAAACAACAUCAUCCCCUGGUUAAAGUGAUGAGUUUUAUUGGGCAGUCCUCUGCAGGAAAGUCUACCAAAGGAUUUACACAGAAAGAACAACUUAAGGUGAUGAAAGAUUUCCGUGAGGGUGGUUAUAACACCUUGGUGUCAACAUGUGUUGGUGAAGAAGGUCUAGAUAUUGGUGAUGUAGACCUUAUAGUAUGUUUUGAUGCCCAUAAGAGUCCAAUACGUCUUGUACAGAGAAUGGGAAGAACUGGCAGAAAACGAGAAGGACGUAUUGUAAUGCUUGUUACAGAAGGCAAAGAAGAACAGAUUUACAAUCAGAGUCAGUAUUCAAAGAAAAGUAUCCAUAAAGCUAUAUUGAAUAGUGCCAAGACAUUACAUUUCUACCAGAAUAAUCCAGCCAUGGUACCAGAUGACUGGACACCAAAAUGUCAUAAAAUGUUCAUCACUGUUAGUAAGAAAUUUAAACCUACCAAGGCAGCGAGUACAUCCAACCAGAACAAAAUUACCAGCAUGCUUGCUUCACAUGACAGUAAGAGUAAUGGAGAUGGUGGGAUAUCAAAGGAUGAGUACGAAGAGCUAAAAAGAUUCUAUGACGGUGAACCAUCCACGAAAACAUUACCAGAGAAGUCUACCAUGCUUAGUCUUGGGGAAACCAAUCAGACAGAAAUCGAAAGUAACCUAUCCCUGUCAGAUUGGUUUCCAUGGCAAAAUAGACAACAACCUACAUUUGUUGUGGAUCAUUCAAACCUAACAAAGAACUUUGUAGAAAUGGUACAGUUUCUAGAGUUACAAGAGGCUUUAGAUCCUAACGAGGACAACUAUGGCCAGGAAAUGGAAGUUUUCCUGAAUGAGGCUGAUAUCUUAAAACCAGGGCAAAAUGAUGAAGAUGGUGGGAAUAUUAGGCAAUUCUUUGUUGCCAAUGACAACACCAUAAAACAUGGAAAGAAAAAGAAGUCUUUGUAUAGUCAAAAUAAACCAAGAAGAAGUGAUCAGCUGCCAGAGUUUGAUGCAUUUGUCGUAUCUGGUGAAAGUGAUGAUGACCUUCCAGCAAUUUUUGACAAAAAAGAUGACAAAGACGACGAACAUGUUGCUAAAAAUGAAGCUGAUGAAAUAACAAAAGCAUACAGAAAAAGUAUAUGCAUAGGUGCAAAUUUGAAUAGGAGUGAGAAAAAGAAUAAACAAAAGAAAAGGAACUUUAGUGGGAACAUGUCAGUGGUUGAAGUGAUUGCUGACACUGAUGUAAAUGAUUUUGUAGAAACUGUUCCUGAAUUUACUGUCAUUAAUGAAGAGAGCCAAGGAAGUAGAUCAAAUGAAGUUGGUAAUGAGUUUAGAGAUGAAAAUAUUACACAUGUACAAAUAGAUAUAGAACAGGCCACCCUGUCUAAGAUGGAGGCUUCUGACUAUGAGAAAAUAUCUGAAACAGAAGCUAAAUCACAAGACGAAUAUUGUGAAGAUUUUACUAAACUUUUGCCAACAUUUUUCACAAUGUCUGUAGACAUUGUUUCUCCACAGAAAACAACAGAAACAAAUCAUGAGGUAUUUCUUGUGCCAGAUGCUCCUCCAAUAGAUGAACUUGAAGUAUUGGUUGAUAAUAUAAAUAAUUUGACAACACUGCCAAAAAUAGAUAUGGCGCAACUGGUUGAAGAGUGGACAUCAGAAUAUUCCGGUUUGAAUACAAAGUAUACAAGUAGUACUAAAAAGAAGAAUAACAAAAACGUUGAACAUAAUAAAAGCAGUCCAAAAUGUUCAGAUGUCUGUGAUGAUAAAACAGCUGGACAAGAUAUGGGUGAAAAGAAAAAUUUAGACAAAGAUACUGAUGCAUUUAGUGAAUCUUUUGAUUUAUCAAAUAAUGGCAGCUAUCAUCAAAAGCAAGUGGCUAACUUCAAUAUGGACAUAUCAAGUGAUUUUGAUAGCCCUAUUCAACUACUAACAAAUAAACCAAACAAAAGUAAAAGAACUACAACCAGUCUUACAGUGCAAAAUAAUACCAGUACCUCUGAUAAUGUAGAACAUAAAAUAAGUGAUAACAGUUCACAAAGUGAUAUGGCGAAUAAUAAAAAAGAAGUGACAGAUCUUGUUGAAGAACCAACACCUAAGUUGAAUGAAGAUGGUGUUGAAAUGGAAAUUGAUUCCUUUUCUGGAUCAGAUGAUUUCCUGGACACACAGGCAAAUUUUAUGUUGGCCAGUGAUGACUUUCUAGGAGAAAUUAAUUCAGAUGAAAGUAAUGAAGGCAAUAAGAAUAAAGAUUCAUCGUUGAAGCUUAAUAAAUGUGUAGAACUUUGUAGAGAAUCUGUUAGCUUUAUUGAAAAGCAAAGAACAGGAGAAGCUGAAUCCAGUAAGUCUUCCAGUUCUAACAAUAAAAGGAUUAAUUCAUGCAAAUCUGUGGACAUUUCUCUAUUUGAUGAUUCUUUCAUGAAUGAGAGUGUUUUGGAGGUUGUAAAAACACCAGCUGUUAAUGAGGAAAACAUGUGUCAGUCUGAUGGAAGGAUUCUUUCACCUUCACAGUUUACUUUUAGUCAAGCCUUAGCAUUUGUUCAUGAUAGUGAUAGUAUGGACAUAACUUUCAACAAGACAGACCUGUCUGGUGAAAGGGAACAGGGUGUAACAUUUAAAGUUCCAAUUGAAAAAGAAAAGGUCAAUCUAAAUGUGGAGAUCUUAUCAAAACAAAAGGAAAAGGAAAAUUUGAGAAAUGAGGAAAGCUGUUUUUCAGAUAUGUCUGACCAUCAGAAAAAUAUAGCUGCUGAUUAUAGCACUGAAACAUUUACUGCAAUAAAAUCUCAUGAUAAACUGGACACCUCACAACUUAAUUUAAUUAAUGAAAUUGUUAAUAUGGAUAACAUGGAUGAUUUCAGUGAUGAUGGGGAUGAGUCAGAUGUACCUCUUUUUGACCUUGGCUUUGAUGUUGACGAUGAUAUCAUUCCACCAUCACCAUGUUUAAGUGAAACAACUUCUCAGAAAUCUGUUCUUAAAAAUCUAGGUCAAAGUCUUCUAUCUAGUAGGAAAUCUUUGUCAUUCAUGUGUGACAAAUCACGAUUAGCCGGACAGAAAAACUCCACUUUCUUGAAACCGGCUUUGUCUCCUACAGGAGAGGAACUAGAAUUAGAACAGGAUGAUGGUGAUGACUUUGGAACUUCAAAUGCCAAAAUUGGUGAAGUUUCUAAUGAUAACAAAAGAACUUCCUCAACAUUUUCAAUGAAAGAAGACACAUUCAAUGUGAAUUAUGAUGCUGGAGAUGAUGAAGUUACUCAGAAAAACGAGGAUAAUAAUAGUGUCAGUUUAAGUGACUUUCAUGGUGACUUUGAUAUGCCACCAUCUCCAGUGUUAUCUGGUAAGAGACUGCUUAGUCAGAAACCAGUUUUUUCACCAGUGAAUCCUAAAAUAAAAUCACCAGAUGGUCUGAAAUCUAAAUACUCAGCAAUAAAGCUUCCUGAUCAGGAAUCGCCCUUGAAAUCAAAAUCUCCCUUGAUAAAUCUGUCAAUUCAGGACUCUCCUUCUUUGGAGGACAGUUUCGUAGUAAGGAAAAAACGUAAAAAGACACUUAUAAUAGACUCACCAGUAACACCUGACAUAAAGAAAAUAUGUGAUUUUGAUGAUUUCAAAACUCCAUUAAGACCAGUUAGUGCUAGAGUUAAGAAGAAUAUUUCCUCAACUUCAAGUGAGGAAGAAAGUAUUUUAAAGAAGAAGAAACUAAAAAAGGCAGUUUCAUUUUGUGUAGAUGAAUUACUGGAUGAUGAAAGUGAUUUUGAAGAUGUUAGAAGCAUCAAAAAAGAAAAGAGAAACAAAUUUUCCAACAAUGAGAUAAAAACUCUUGACAGCAACAAAAGCGAUUCAAAUGAUAAUAAAAAGAGAAAAUCAAAAUCUCCUAAUCCAUUUUUGGUAGAUGAAGCGGAUGUGUCUGAAGAUGAGGAAGCUUCCACGGAUGAGGAGGAAGGUAGUGAUUUAGACCACAUGGAAGACAGUUUUGUUUCUGAAGGUUGUACUCAACUUUCUCAAGGUCAGCAUGAGGAACUCCAGGCCAUCUACUUAAAGUCAGUACGUAGUCCGGCUGGUCAGGGUGGUAAAUUUAAACUUAAAUAUGACUAUGAUGAUAAUAUUGAUGUGUAUUCUCAGGUUCCCCAAGAUGAAGAGUCUCAGUAUUAUGAUGAUAGUUUUGUUUGUGAUGAAGAAGAGGAACAUGAUCUUCUGGAAGGACAUGAAAUCACCAUAUUAGAUAAAGGCAAUAUUAUUGACAAUGAAUCAUUUGUUGGACCAAGGACAAGAUGGUCAAAACCAAGAAGACAUAAAGUGAUGCCCACUGUAAAAACAAUCAAGCGAAAGAGGGUAAAAAGAAUAGCAGAUUCUUCAAGUGAGGAUGGAUCUGAUAAUCAGGACAUGAAUCUUAUGUCACCUGCAGAACCAGGAAGAAAAUUCCUAGAUUCUCCUGCAAUGUCUCAAGGUCAUGUAACAGUCAGUUCAAGGACGAGUAAUAGAAACAGUCGUCAGUUGUUAUCAAGUAGUGAUGAUGAACAGGAUCAGAAAGAGAAAGCAAUAUCACCAGAAAUUAUGUGUUCACUUAAAAGUAGAAUAACUAGCAAACAAAACUUAGUGACUGUUACAAGUAAUCAGCCAUCAGCUUCUCACAAAUUAGAAGUUAGUGCAGAUAUGACCAUAUCAAAAGAAAAAGAAGAACGUAUUAAAAGGCAAAAGGAAAAGCAGGAAGAAUUUCGGAGACAUUUGAUAGCUAAGCAACAAAAUAAUGAGUCAGUAGACAAAACAAAUAAUUACUGUGAUGAUACUGCUUUAUUGAUGAGGAGAAAUUUUACAAACACUGAUGAAAAUUCACAUCUUACCGAAGACAGUGACUUACUGUUGAAUACUACGAAACCAUCAAAUAAAAAAUCUGUGAUAAUCGUUGAUUCACGUGAAAUAAAUGGUGCUCAGGAUAUUAUUUCUGCUCUACGAUUCAAUCACGAUAUAAAUGUAGUUGCUGCCCAGUUAGACAGUUGUGAUUAUGUUGUCAGUGUACGAAUGGGAAUAGAUCGUAAACAAUGGUCUGAAUUCAGCAAUGGAACAAAUCGUGCUAAAAUGACCGAACGUUUGCUGGAAAUGUGUGACUUUUAUGAGCGUCCGUGUCUUAUCAUUGAGAAAGAUAAAUGUAAACUAGAGGAGAAAGGAAGAAUAUUACACUGGACCAAAUAUGUUGAUAAAACUUUGGUUCAUUUGAUUCAGUCAAAAGUGACAUUGUUUUUUACGGAAAACCAGUCAGAAACUGCAUCUAUUGUGGCUGAUUUAUGUCAGCUUGAGAACAGAAAGAACUGUGCGAUAUCUUGUUCUAUUAAUUUAAAUACUGAACAGCAGAACAGGGUUAAGUUCUAUAGAACUAUACCUCAUUUAUCUUAUGUUCACUGUUUAUUUUUGUGCAAUAAUUACAAAACUGUGGCAAGUUUUUUAUGCAGUGACGUCAGAACUAUAAUGACUAAUGGCAAAAUGACAGAGGAACGAGCUUCUGAUAUUUUUAAUUAUAUCAGAAGAAAGUUUGAUACUCAGAUGUUACCAUCAAGUUAUGGAUAAUAAAACCUAAAUUCAAAUGUA
This is a messenger RNA of Mytilus californianus (California mussel), 7145 nucleotides long. Its product is annotated as Fanconi anemia group M protein-like. The record is from RefSeq and is a predicted model, not a curated record. Gene Ontology annotation, biological process: double-strand break repair via synthesis-dependent strand annealing; interstrand cross-link repair; replication fork reversal. Lineage: Eukaryota; Metazoa; Mollusca; Bivalvia; Mytilida; Mytilidae. The transcript has 14 exons. Bases 57 to 7124 code for a protein of 2355 amino acids. Gene Ontology annotation, molecular function: nuclease activity; four-way junction DNA binding; 3'-5' DNA helicase activity.